AUGAUCUCGACUUGCCUGUUCUUCUCAAUCUGUUGGCUAUUGUAUGUAGGUGUCAUAGCACAUACCAAACAGCGCUACCAUCUGGACUCAAGAUAUGAAGGAGCGAACUUCUUCAGUGGAUGGGAAUUUUUUGUUGAUCCAGAUCCCACUCAUGGUUACGUCACAUAUGUCGACGAAGAAGUUUCGAGGGCAAAUCAUCUCACCAAUACAGAUACUUAUGGACCGGUAUAUAUGGGAGUCGAUUAUACUACUUUCUUAGAUCCUGCUGGUCCAGGACGAAAGAGUGUACGCAUAACGAGUCAGAAUUCAUGGACACAUGGAUUGUUUAUUGCAGAUAUUUUACACAUGCCUGGUGGAACUUGCGGUACCUGGCCAGCUUUUUGGUUGCUUGGCCCAGAUUGGCCGAAUAACGGGGAGAUUGAUAUCAUUGAAGGCGUUAAUCAACAAAGCGACAACCUAAUGACUCUCCAUACCUCGGCAAAUUGUACCAUGCCAAACAAAGACAACACACAACUAGGUACGAUGAAUAGCAAUCAAUGUGAUGGAACCUUAAACAACUACGCUGGCUGCGGCUCAACAGCUCAAGCCGGAGCAUCCACCUAUGGCAAAUCUUUCAACUCCAACGGUGGCGGCAUCUACGCUACAGAAUGGACCUCAGAACAUAUCAAGAUCUGGUUUUUUCCCCGCAAUACCAUUCCGUUUGAUAUCAAAAGAGGAACUCCAGAGCCCAGCUCCUGGUCAAAGUCUCAAGCAAUAUUCCAAGGUUCUUCGUCCUGUAUUAUUAACAGCCAUUUUGCGAAUCAGAGCUUAGUGUUUGAUACUACCUUCUGUGGUGAUUUUGCAGGAGCUGUCUGGGGAAAUGAUGGUGGAAUUUGCAGCCAAGGAGGAAAAUUGACUUGCGAACAAUUUGUGGCGGAAAAUCCAGAUGCCUUUAAAGAUACGUACUGGUUGAUCAACUCCGUCAAGGUUUACCAACUAGGAAAACAUCCGAUGGAUCUACGCAUGCCGGUAAGCGGAAGUACAGAUACACUUAGAGCUUGACUUUUACAGCUUUUGCAGAAAUUCAAGAUGCCUUGUAUCAACACGA
Botrytis porri is the source of this 1087-nucleotide messenger RNA. RefSeq lists its product as uncharacterized. Gene Ontology annotation, biological process: glucan catabolic process. Gene Ontology annotation, molecular function: hydrolase activity, hydrolyzing O-glycosyl compounds. NCBI's taxonomy places the organism in Eukaryota, Fungi, Ascomycota, Leotiomycetes, Helotiales, Sclerotiniaceae. The transcript has 8 exons. The coding region runs from base 1 to 1041 and encodes 346 amino acids. The record is from RefSeq and is a predicted model, not a curated record.